Messenger RNA from Bursaphelenchus okinawaensis, 1830 nucleotides. The record is from the annotation of a GenBank genome assembly. NCBI's taxonomy places the organism in Eukaryota, Metazoa, Nematoda, Chromadorea, Rhabditida, Aphelenchoididae.
AUGGAAGGACUUGAUAAAAAAGUGUUGGAUGUUGCGAAGAAUGAGCUACCCAAGAAUCUUGCAAGUGUUCACAAAAUGUUCAAUGAAGUUGAAAAGGUACGUUGUUUACAAUCGUCUUUGUCACGAUGUCUUCUUCAUUCCAAAUAUUAUUCUAAUUACUUAUUGGCAUCUAACUUGGUGUAUCAAUCUAAACUUGAAAAUCAAUUUUAACUGUAGUUUCAUUUGCUAAUGGUACUUUUUUUAGGUGGUAAUGAUGCGUUUCUCACUUGGUCAACGUAUUACAUUAGAACUCUUGAAGAAGAACGUAGCUAUCAAUUCUAAAAAGUAAGUUGUCGUUGUUUUAUAUAUUAAUCUCUGUUUAGGGCACUUACAGAAGAUCUCAUGGGUAAGAUCUUGGCUAUAUAUCCCAAAUCUUAUCAUAUUGAACUUAAGAAGGAUACGACUACGAAGCCUGGUCAGCCUCUACGGUUCGACCUUUUUAUCAAACCGAAUUUGAAGGAUGGUAAGGCUAUCUAAUUUGUCCCUUUUAUAUAUUGUACUUGAGAUUUUAACCGACAUUAAAAUUUAAUACCAAGGAAUUUUAAUUUUAUUGAUACAUUCAUUAUACUUGAAUAUAGUUUGUGUUUAUAGAUUUGAGUCCGUAUUAUAAUGAAGAUUUGGUUCCAAAGUCACCAGUAAAACCGAGACAAUUGUACACAGUGCCCACUGGGCUAGUUUCGCCACGGAAGAAGCCUCAGAACUUGGAUUAUAUACCUAAAAGUCCGAUGAAGUCGCCGAGAAAAGGCCAAGCUGUUCCAUUACCCAGGUUGGUUCAUUACUCGUUUGGCUAAAUUAAUGUUGGUCUAAUGUUAUUGUUUUAAAAUUUUGACUUUUUGCGCAGUUUAUAAAAUUGAUGUAAUUUUUCAGGGAAGUAAAAACCAGUCUAGGGCCAAAGUUCGAAGGUUGGAGAAAGGAUUGUCGAGAAGUUGUCAUGAAAUAUCAUCUACAUCAACAUCUUCUUGAAGAGCACAAAAAGUUUUUAGACAAGAAUGAAUGUGAGGGUCUGAAAGAAGGCAACUUCCACCCUGAUUUUGUCGUCGAUACCAUUGACGUACCGCCACUUGCCUUGCCGAAGCCUAAACUUCCGAAAAAACAGUUAACCAUGAUGGAUUACUUGAGUAAAGUGCCGGCUACCGGUAUAUUGAAAAGUGUGGAGAAGGUGACGGAAGAGUUGAAGUCGCCAGAAAAGAAGCUCAAGGUGGACAAGGAGAAUGAAAAGACUGAGGUCACUGACAAAACUGUCAAGCCUAAGCCUACAGCUAAAAUGAGUUUGCUAGAAAGGGUAAGUCUUAUUUUUAAACAUUUUGGGUAUUAAAUUGGAGUUGAGGAUAUUAACUUGAAGUUGUUGUAAAAAAUAUAGGAUAUUGAAGUGAAGUAAGGAUUAACUAAAACCAUGUUGUAGAUAAAGCAGAAGGCGAAGGAAGCAGAAGAGCUGGAGAAGAAGAAGGAUCCCGUUUUGUUAGAACGUAUCUCGGCUUUGGAAUCUUUGAAAUUAAAUAUUCUGUCUGUGAUAUGUAGUGAGUACAACAACAGGACAUCGAUGGACAUAACAGAAUUAUACAAACGUGUUCACUUUUCGUUACAAACGAGGAAAGGUGAGCCAAAAACUUUUUUUAAAUCUUUUUUAGUAUUGAAAUGUAUUGUAUCAUAUUUUAGGUUAAUGUUGAAUGUAUUAUCAUGGUAAUUUUAGAUAAGUUCGAACACAUCGUUACCGUAUUAAGCGAAAUAGCUCCGUCGUUGAUAGUGAUAACAACCUUGAAUAAGAAAAUAUGUAAAAAUGGUAAAGAAUGA